This is a messenger RNA of Erigeron canadensis, 984 nucleotides long. Its product is annotated as peroxisomal (S)-2-hydroxy-acid oxidase GLO4-like. NCBI's taxonomy places the organism in Eukaryota, Viridiplantae, Streptophyta, Magnoliopsida, Asterales, Asteraceae. The coding region runs from base 1 to 606 and encodes 201 amino acids. The record is from RefSeq and is a predicted model, not a curated record. The transcript is spliced from 6 exons. Gene Ontology annotation, molecular function: FMN binding; oxidoreductase activity.
AUGAAGAUACUAAACCAUUUCCAUUUGUACGUUAAUAUGGAUCGUCGCUGUAUUCUCAGGCCAUUUGCUAUAUAUAUGGAGGUUCGCAUCUCAAGUGUUGACAUUACCUGGUUAAAGUCCAUUACAAAGUUGCCAAUAUUGAUUAAAGGGGUACUCACCCGUGAGGAUGCCUUGAAAGCGGUUGAAAUAGGAGUUGAAGGGAUCAUAGUCUCAAAUCAUGGAGGUCGCCAACUAGAUUAUGUUCCAGCCACCAUUGUCUCUCUUGAAGAGGUGGUACAUGCAGUUCAAGGACGAAUACCCGUUUUCCUUGAUGGGGGAAUUAGACGGGGAACAGAUGUAUUCAAAGCUUUAGCCCUUGGUGCUCAAGCUGUUUUGAUUGGACGUCCGGUUCUAUAUGGUUUAGCUGCGAAGGGGGAGGAAGGUGUUAGAAGAGUGAUUACAAUGUUGAAGGAUGAACUUGAGCUCACCAUGGCCUUUACUGGCUGUCCCAGUCUUGAGGAUAUUACCAGGAACCAUGUGAAAACGCAAAACGAUGGUGUGAAUUGUGAUGGGUGGUCUUCUCUCAAACUACAGAUCUCUUUCAUUGUAUGCCAUUAUGCCGUUUAAAAAUCAUCUCUGAAGUCGAACCAAAGAUUGCACGAUUUUUACAUUGAUGACUACAGACGUUUGCUAAGAUACAACUUUUGGCAGAGAGGUCAGUCAAAUUUCAAGCCGACGGACCCAAUAACCGUGCAUCUAAAUGGAUAACAAAGAAAUCCAGAUCAAAUAUGAGAAGCAAUUAUUUGUAUGUCCCUUUGUUGGUGAUUUCUGCCAAACUUUUGACUUGUGCACAUAUUCAUCUAAAAGAGAGAACGGGCGACAACCACCAGCUUCAUGGAUGUAGUCAUGUACAAAAGUUUGAGAGACUUAUUAUUUAGUUGGCAAGAAUGUGAAAGAUACUCACAAAUUUGGAGCAUUAUAAGGUUAACUAUUUCAAAAAUAAAA